This is a messenger RNA of Cladocopium goreaui, 3948 nucleotides long. The record is from the annotation of a GenBank genome assembly. NCBI's taxonomy places the organism in Eukaryota, Dinophyceae, Suessiales, Symbiodiniaceae.
AUGUCAGACACGCCAUGGUUGCUGCCCAACUUGGCAUCUGACACACAUGAAAUUGUCCCGCAACCAGCAGCCAAAAGAUUGAGACAUGCACCGGGCGUUCAAGCGGUGCUGUUUGACUUUGAUGGUACUCUCACUACCCGCGAGGAGAUUCCAGGCUGGCGACUCUUUCCUGACCGUGGAGGUUUCAAUCGCCAAGGUCCAGAUAGCUCCUGGCUAAAGGAACGAGGAUUUGGUGGCCAAGAACGUGUUGCGCAUUUGCGUGCGAUGCUAUGCCACUUGAAGCGCCUUGGGGUCCAGAGCCACAUCGUUUCCUAUGCAGAUCGUGAUGUCAUCCAGUGUGCCCUUGCCAUUUUAGAAAUCGGAGACCUGUUUGUGGACAUUGCAGGGCUUCAGGAUUUAGGAAACUUCGCCAGCAAAGCAUCCUUUAUCCAAAGCUUCAUUGAUCAACGAGGUCUCAAACCUUCCGAGGUUGCGCCCCUGUUUGACUUGGAAUUCUUUGCUGAGUCAGCUGCUGUCCCCAGGGGCCUUGGACUAGCAGCAGCUGAGAUGGACUGCAUCGUCCAGCUGUGCAAAGGUCACACUGUAGAGCCAGCACCUGCUUUGGACGGCUGCAAUGAGACCGACGAGAAUUGCGAAAAAGCUGAAUCAAGGCUCUCCUUGUCUGGCUCACACUUCGUAGUCCAGGAGCGUGGUGUGCAGACUUUUCAUGCCCAGUUGCAAGUAUCAAACUUCACACUGUCACAUCAGGCCAAGCAGUUUUCUGAAACAGGGAUCAAGGGAAGAGCAAUUCUACAAGAACUUGCAGAUGCAAAGGGAGACAGCAGAUCAGUCAGCAUCAAGCCAGAGGAAUCAAUCGAUCUGAAAGGCUGCAUUUCGCAGGAGUCAUGUCAGGCAUCCGACGCUGCCGCCUGGUACGGCUCACUAGCAGCAGCCAGGUGGACCAAGAUGGACCAAACAGCUGUUUGGCCGUUUCGCAAUUCAGAGAAGGAGCACUUUGAGGUCAUCAAGUCCGCCUGUCGUAUUUGUCAUAGCUUGGAGGACAGCCGUGAUGAUCCAUUGGUAGCACCGUGCCGUUGCGACGGCUCAUUGAGAUAUGUGCACAACACUUGCCAGCAGGCUUGGCUGUCUCAUCGGCGCGGACCGGUGGAUUUCAAUUGUGAGCACGCACCCCGCUGGGAACAUUUGCAAAGGUAUGGUGGUUACAGUGGCGCCUUGCUAGCUGCCGUCUCAGGCGUGCCAGUGCUCAGGUCCAGGUUCAGUCAGGCAAGGCGUAGCGCCAAAAAAGAAAUUGAGGCAGAAGGAGGAUUCUCCUUAGAGCCUCCAAGCGGCACUCGUGACUUCUUUCCGGAGGACAUGCGGAUGCAAAGAUGGCUCUUCGAUCGGUUUCGGGAGACUGCGCAGCUGUAUGGAUUUCAGGAGUAUGAUGCUCCAGUGUUGGAGAGCGAAGACCUCUACAAACGCAAGGCGGGGGAGGAGAUUACGGAACAGAUGUACAACUUCCGAGAUAAGGAAGGUGCGGCCGUGACUUUGCGGCCCGAAAUGACGCCUUCAUUGGCGCGCAUGGUUCUGUCGUUGAUGCGGGCAGAAACAGGCGCUAUUGCGGCAGUGUUGCCGUUGAAGUGGUACUCAAUCCCACAGUGCUGGCGAUUUGAAACAACACAGAGAGGAAGGAAACGAGAACACUACCAGUGGAACAUGGACAUCGUGGGUGUGUCCGCAGUAACUGCUGAGGCGGAAUUGCUCUCGGCAGUGGUCUCCUUCUUUGAGAGCGUUGGGAUCACAUCCAAAGAUGUGGGGCUGAAAAUCAACUCGCGGAAGGUCUUGGCAGCCGUGCUCAAUGCCGCAGGAGUGCCUUCUGAAAAGUUUGCAGAAACCUGCGUCAUCAUCGACAAGUUGGACAAGAUUGGUGCCGAUGCUGUGAAGAAAGACCUGGCCAAGUUGGUGGGCCUCUCUCCAGAGGUGUCAGAUACCAUCGUGGCCGCCACUGGAGCCAAGACGCUGGAGGAGUUCGCCGACAUCGCUGGUGUGGGUGAGAGCUCGGAGGUUGAAGAGCUGCGUAGACUUUUUGCACUGGCAGAAGAUUAUGGCUUUGCAGACUGGCUGCAGUUCGAUGCAUCCGUGGUGCGGGGUUUGGCUUACUACACCGGCGUGGUCUUUGAAGGCUUUGACCGUGCCGGUGUGCUUCGGGCCGUGUGCGGUGGCGGGCGCUAUGACAAAUUGCUGGAGUUGUACGGAUCCAAAAAGGAAGUGCCCUGCGUGGGCUUUGGGUUUGGUGACUGUGUCGUCAUGGAACUCUUGAAGGAAAGAAACGUGCUUCCUGAUCUGGGAGCAAAUGUGGACAUGGUGGUGGCUGCAUACAAUGCCGAUAUGAUGGGCAAGGCCAUGAACGUGGCCCGACGCCUGCGGCUGACGGGCAAAAGCGUGGAUGUCUAUCCGGAGCCCGGGCGGAAGGUCAAGAAAGCUUUCCGCUACGCCGACAAGGUGGGCGCCGCCAAAAUUGCCUUCGUGGCGCCGGAUGAAUGGGAGAAAGGUGAGGUGCGCAUUAAGGAUUUGCGAUGCGCUGCUGACACGCCAGAUGAGAAGAAGCAAUGCGACAUCCCCUUGGAGAAAUUGCUUUGCCGUUCAGGUCUGGCGUGUCGGCUAACAAUGGCCACACGUUUCCAGGUCCUUUUUGUGUUGUUAGCAUCUGUCUUGCUGUGGUCAGCUCAACUUGGCUCCACAUGGCAGGGCAUGCAACUGGCUGGAAAACUUCUUCUAGCCGGCUGGCGCAACGUAGGACGAGUGAGUCAUCUUUUCUCAAGUCCACAGUCACAGGCACCGGCCUUUCUGAACUUCUGCCAGACCUUCACUCAAUGUGCACAACAACGAACGGUGGUUGCCAUUGUGACCUUGAUGGUGGCACUGAACUUCUUCCGCUCUCAUCGUCCUGUGCUCUUGGGUGAGGAACUCAUGAUCAAAGUGUGUACGGUGAAAAUUGGUGGCUGUGUCCUGGUUUUCUUGCAUGAGAUCAUUUGGGUCUUCCCUGCUGUGAAGAAGAUGGCCCCGCUCUAUGCAUGGAGUGCUUUAGGGCACACACUGCUGAUGGACACCUUGAUCUUGGCCUUCCUCAGGGUACCUCGUGAGGAGCGCUGCGGACGCCAGGCCUUUUGCCGCGUCUUACAGGCAGCAGUGAGUUUGACGGGAGACUUUUUACCGUUUGCAGCUGUGUUCUUUCUUUGGCUUGCGUCCAUUGGGAUGGUCGUGGCUGCUUCACUGGUUCCAUGCAUGGCCUUGCUCUUGCAUGAAGCUGUAAAAGACUUGCGACGGCGUCGCCUGCAACAUGGAACGGUGCAAAUGGCAAUGUUCAUUGUGUGCUUGGCCAUCAGAAUCACUUGCACAUUUGCUGCCAACGUCGCCAAGGGUGACGGAGAUGGCUUGGCACAGUGGUUGGAGCGAGGGUCUGUGGCACUUUGGCUUUCCCUCGAGAUGGCCACCCUGAUCGACUUCUCAGUUGUCCGGAACAGUGUCUCCUGUGCUCGUGAUGGAACGUCUCAGGUCCUCUGGACGAUGGCGUGUUUGGGACAGGUCGUGUUGGUGGUGUGCAGCUACUUACACUAUGCCAUGCCUCGGAUGUUGCAUGUGGAAGGUUGCAGAAGCAGAUCGUUCCCCUUCCCUGCGCCCCGUCGACAAGGUCCUCAGGAGUCAUCGGUCCUGUGUCAAUUUCAAGAACUACUGGCGGGAACUCGCUGUCACGAGGGCACUGUUUCACUGCAGGUGGCAGCCGCAUCGAUGAUGCUCCUAUGCUUUUGGAGCAUACAUGCUUCUGUUUUCCGCGCCUGGUUCAGAAGGAUGAAGCAGGUGGUCACUCAGGCUCUGACUCACAUCGAGCCAAGUCAAGUGACCUUCUUUGAUCACCCUUUCCACAAAACGCAUUACCGGCUUCCGACAACGCCACCAAGCCCCAACUGA